Messenger RNA from Clupea harengus (Atlantic herring), 2673 nucleotides. Its product is annotated as protein mono-ADP-ribosyltransferase PARP14-like. The transcript has 8 exons. Gene Ontology annotation, cellular component: cytoplasm; nucleus. Gene Ontology annotation, biological process: negative regulation of gene expression; protein poly-ADP-ribosylation. Bases 55 to 2673 code for a protein of 872 amino acids. The record is from RefSeq and is a predicted model, not a curated record. NCBI's taxonomy places the organism in Eukaryota, Metazoa, Chordata, Actinopteri, Clupeiformes, Clupeidae. Gene Ontology annotation, molecular function: transcription corepressor activity; nucleic acid binding; NAD+ poly-ADP-ribosyltransferase activity.
UCCCUGCUGAUUCAGUAGCAUUCCUAGCACAGUUUAUUGUAUAAUGGGUAAUACAUGAUUUUAAUAUUACCAGAUGGAAAGAAAACUCAAUCCCAGUCUCAAGAUCAUCAAGAUGAAGAUCCCAGUGCCUCUGGUUCUAUUGAAGUUCAGGAGGAGAGGGUUGAAGACUCCUAUCGGCCCAACGCUGUUGUUGUGGAGAACAUCGCUGAAGACAUGACAAGGGAGCUUCUUGGACUGAUAGUGGACAACAUCACUGGUAUUUCUGAGGAUGACUACAGUAUGGAGCUGAUCUAUGAGUCUUGUGUUGCUGUUGUAACAUUCACUCACCCUGAUGAUGUGAAGAAAUUUCAGACCGAAGCCAAACUCAGCAAAAUGUUUCAGCAGUACAAUCUGACUGCCCGGGACCUGGAAAGAACCUGCUGUUUGAGGAUCGAAGGUCUGCCACUUAAGGCUAAAGAAGAUCUAGUGAGCCUCUACUGUGAGAAAUUUAAAGUUGAAGUACAGAGUGUCGCUAUGAAACCCGAAGAAAAGGCUGCUGUUGUCACAUUCCAAAAGCCAGAAGAUGUUGUGACCAUGUUGAACACACAGCACAAGAUCUUCAAAGUUGAAGUCAGCAUGCAUCCAUACUACAAGUCACUAGGUACAGCGCUGUAUGGUAAAGACAGACCAAGAUGGAAGAUUCCAGACUCUUUCCCUGUAAGCAUCCACCCAGCACUAUAUGAAUUUCUCGUGAAGAAGCAGCUCCGAUCUCACAUCAAUGACCAGAUGCAAGCACACUUCUGCCAGAUGAGCAUGCAGAACACCAACGUUCUGCUCAGCCCACUUCCAGCCCUGCUGAAAAUGAAGGGACUCACAGCCAAACACAUAGACGGUUGGAAGGAGAACACCUUAGACGCUUUCCACCACAUCAUGUCCAAGUACGCAAUACUUGAGAAGGUGAUGAACUCGGAAGUGUGUGGCUCAGUGGCAAAAGAGCUGCGGUUAGUUGUUCAGGACCAUGUUGUCAUGACAAUGGAUUCUGUAAAAGGGCAGUUGACGCUGGCAGGGAUGUCGAGAGACAUAGAAAACCUGAGAGGGAUAGUGGUUGGUAUUAUUCAGAAGGCAACGGAUCAGUUUGAGCGAGAGACUAAAAGUGUUUCAGAGGUAAUGGAUUUGCCUCCUGACAUGUAUAAACUCCUGCAACUUGAUGGCCUGUCACAGUACAUCACAGCCUCCUGUCCCCAGGUAUCCCUCAAUUACAAAUCCAGCAUCAAGAAACUUGUCCUCUCUGGCUUAAGAACUGAAGUUCUGUCCGUUAAAACCUGGGUCCUUGAGAAUAGAUUGCAGAUGACACAGAGGGCAGUGGAGCUUGACCGUCAUAUAGUGGACUUCCUGAGGGCAGUGGACCGCGAGGUGAUCUCUGAUCGUCUCUUCUUCUCCAAAAGAAUCCAUGCCAUUUAUGUGAUCAAGGACGGAGCUGUGGUUUUGACUGCAAGCUCAGAAACAUCCCUGAGUGAGUCUAUGCAGAGGAUAAAAGAGACUCUCGCGUUCAGGGUUCUCACUGUGGAGGAUCAAGAGGUACUCAGAAAGUCAGAAUGGAAGACUCUGAACACUGAACUCCUUAGUGUGUACAACACAUCCAGGGAGAUCAGACUGUUGAUAACUUCAAACAAACCUGACAGUCUUAUCAUUGCUGGCUUUAUUGAGCUCGUCAAGGAAGUCAGCCUGAAUCUCGAAGAGUUCCUGCGUAAUCAUGCAAGAAUUGUGGACACUGUUAAGGUCAAAUGCUGUGCUGCAGCAAGGUUCAUUGAAAAGCAUAAGUCAGACGACUGGAAAAAGUUUGCCAAAGUUGGUGAGGUGGUGGUGAAAUUCCAUCCAAGACGCCCACGAAUCAACCUGUCAGGAGAGCGUAUCUAUGUUAAACCUGCUUUGGAUGCUUUUAAGAGGAUGGUGACCAGCUUGUUUAUAGAUGAACUGAAAGUCUCUAAGCCUGGAGCAAAGAAGUUCUUCCAGGAACAAGGCAGCUUGCUACUAUCAAUGAUGUUAAGGGACCAUCGUUGUGUAGUUCUACUUCAGGAUGAUGAUAUGGUGGAUGAGGCGGAUGAUGAUGAGGCGUACGAAGGAGAAAGACUAAGACAGUCUUCAGGACUAUGGGGUCAAGUCAACACUGUGUCUUUGGGAAAACACUCUGUGCACAUUGGUCACCUGACCCUAGAGGUGUCAACUGGUGACAUCACCAAAGAGACCACUGAUGUCAUUGUCAAUUCCUCCAAUGGCACAUUUUCCCUUAAAUCUGGGGUUUCCAUGGCUAUCCUUGAGGCUGCUGGCUCAGCAGUAGAAUCAGAAUGUUCAGAGAUUGUGAGCUCACCCAAUUUCCAGCCAUGCCAAAUGAUUUGGACUUCUUCGGGCAGACUUCCAUCUCUCGGCACAGGCCAAGGUGGAGUCAGUGCAUCUGCAGUGGCUGAUGCAAUGAUUGAAGCCAUUGUGAGCUUUGUCAAGAAGGCCAAGAGUCAUAAUAUACAAUUUGUGAAGAUCCUCAUCUUCCAAACCAACAUGGUUUCAGUGUUCCAUCAGAGCUUGCUUACACGACAGGCCAAAGGAACAGAAGACGACAAGGGUAUUUUGGACAAAAUGAAGGGUAAGAAAGCCAACAACACAGAAAACAAAGAACAGCUGAAAUGGUGUGCAUUUUGA